AUGUCAGACGCUUCAUCUCAUAAAUCCAUACACACAGAAUCAACCACUGACAAACCUAAAGUUCAUCAUAUACAAUUUGCAGGUGAUGGUAAUGAAUUUGUAAUCAUAAAUAAUAGAAAAUAUUAUAGACAUGAACUUCAAUCUGCAUUUGGUGGGUUCUUGAAUAACGAGCCAGCUCCUUAUAAUGAUAUAAUGAUGAAUCCAGCUCCUGUUGGAUUAAGUAUUGAGAUUCCAAAUUUAGUAUUUAGUCUUGGUGUAUUUUAUGGAGGAAUGGUUCAAUUUGUCGCAGGUUUAUUUGAAUUUAUUACUGGUAAUACUUUUGGUUUAACAGUUUUAACAUCUUAUGGUUCAUUUUGGAUUAGUUUAAGUGUUCUUCAAUUUGAUAGUUUUGGAGUAUUAAAGGCUUAUAAAGAUGACCCCCAGCAAUUAGCAAAUGCUAAUGGGCUUUUCAUGGUUGGUUGGGUCAUAUUCACAAUAAUGGUAAUUUUAGUAACUAUGAAAACAACUGUUGCUUUUUGUAGUUUAUUUGUAUUUUUAGAUAUGACUUUUAUAUUAUUGGCAGCUGCUGAUUUUACUGGUCAUGUUGGAGUUAAAAGAGCUGGUGGUGUAUUUGGUGUUAUAACCUCUUUUAUUGCUUGGUACAACGCAUUUGUUGGAACUGCUGAUAAAUAUAAUUCUUAUAUUACAGGUUAUGCUAUUCCACUUCCUGGUAAUCCAAUGUUUCAUGAUUAUAAAAGUACGGAAAAAAACAAGAAAAAUUAA
This is a messenger RNA of Lodderomyces jiufengensis, 762 nucleotides long. Its product is annotated as acetate uptake transporter family protein. NCBI's taxonomy places the organism in Eukaryota, Fungi, Ascomycota, Pichiomycetes, Serinales, Debaryomycetaceae. Gene Ontology annotation, molecular function: acetate transmembrane transporter activity. Gene Ontology annotation, cellular component: plasma membrane. The transcript is spliced from 2 exons. Bases 1 to 762 code for a protein of 253 amino acids. The record is from RefSeq and is a predicted model, not a curated record.